UUUUCUAACCUCAAACCUAUAGGUUUACUAAAAAUAAGUUUGUUUACAUUUUAUAAUAAUUUUUUUAAAAAAAUUGACUACAAUGUCUGAUGCUUGGGAGCAAAUCCAGGCGAUUAAAAACAAGAGGCUGAGUUUACGUGAAAAAUUGGAAAAACGAAAAAAGGAGCGACAGGAUAUUCUGGGGUCAAAUUUGGGUGCUAGUUCAUCUUCUCCCAUACAAAGUUCUAUAGAUACAGGUAGCCAAAUUGCAGUAAAAGAAGAGUGCAAACAGGAUGAAUUAAAUGAUGAGGAUCUUAUAAGAGUAGACCCUGAGCUAGAAAGAGGCCUCUUGAAGAAAUUGAAUGAAGUCACUUUACAAAUACCGAUUUCAUCAGAUGUUUUACUUGGGAUGUUGCUCCAAGAUGACUCAAAUAUUUCACAUAAAUCAAUUUGCAAUUUACUGCAAAAGUUUACAACACAAAAGUUGAUUAGUGUUAAAGAGACAGUUAAAGAUGGUAAGAAUAUUUUAGAUGUUAUAUUUGUAGAACAUACAAAGCUUAAUGCGAUGGUGGAAGAUAAUGAGUUGUUAGAAGUAAAGGAUGAAACAUUAAAGAGGAAACGAGAUGAAAGUCCUGAAAAGAAGGUUGUAGAGGAAGAGGAUAAACGUAAAAAAGAUAAGAAGGAUCCAAAAGCAACAGAUAUAUUGUCACUUUUAUCUAUGCCUUCCACAAAAGAAAAGGAGAGCAAAAAAUUGGGAGAGGAAAUAUUGGAUCUUUUAAGUAAACCAACAGCAAAAGAGCGGUCUUUAGCAGAGAGAUUCAGAUCGCAGGGUGGAGCACAAGUCAUGGAAUUUUGUCCACAUGGAACGAAGGCUGAGUGCCAAAGGAACGCCGGAACAGCGCACUGCAAAAAGUUACAUUUCAAGAAGAUAAUACAAAAGCAUACGGACGAGGCGCUGGGCGAUUGUUCAUUCUUAAAUACGUGCUUCCAUAUGGAUACUUGUAAAUAUGUCCAUUACGAGGUUGAUAGGUCAGGACAGGCGAAGGAUACGGUACAAAUGUCACAGAACAGACCAGUGCCUUGUUUAGAUAGUACCACGCUAUAUCCACCUCAGUGGGUGCAGUGUGACUUAAGAUAUUUGGAUAUGACAGCAUUAGGAAAGUUUGCUGUGAUAAUGGCAGAUCCUCCUUGGGAUAUACAUAUGGAACUUCCAUACGGUACAAUGUCGGACGAUGAAAUGAGGCAACUGGGCAUCCCGCAACUCCAAGACGAAGGUCUGAUCUUCCUCUGGGUCACCGGUAGGGCUAUGGAACUUGGGAGGGAGUGCCUAAAACUGUGGGGCUACGAGAGAGUAGAUGAAAUUAUUUGGGUGAAAACGAACCAGCUGCAGCGAAUCAUUCGAACAGGAAGAACGGGACACUGGUUAAAUCAUGGCAAGGAGCACUGUUUGGUUGGCAUGAAGGGCAACCCGCAGAACUUGAACAGAGGCUUAGAUUCGGAUGUGAUAGUGGCUGAGGUGCGGGCAACAAGUCACAAACCAGAUGAGAUCUACGGAAUGAUCGAGCGUCUCUCUCCUGGCACUCGGAAAAUUGAACUCUUUGGGAGGCCCCAUAAUAUCCAGCCUAACUGGAUAACACUCGGCAACCAGGUCGAUGGUAUUCGAUUGGUCGAUCCAGAAUUGAUUGAGAGCUUUAAGAAGAGGUACCCGGAUGGCAACUGCAUGGCUCCUCCACCGGACACUUCACAUUAAGUUAAGCAGUAGUUAUAAAAUGUGUACCAUCCUAUCUAUAAUCGUUUUUUCGUUAUUGAUUUUCGAUUUUGCAAAUUAUAAAAAAAAAUGCAUGUUUUAAGUUUUCUUAUUCAAGUUAUGACAUGAGCUUUAUAGCUCGAAAAUAAAUGAUGUUGAACCUA
Molecule: messenger RNA, 1890 nt
Organism: Nicrophorus vespilloides
Lineage: Eukaryota; Metazoa; Arthropoda; Insecta; Coleoptera; Silphidae
Gene: Mettl3
Product: N6-adenosine-methyltransferase subunit METTL3
Exons: 2
Coding region: 83-1729 (548 amino acids)
Cellular component (GO): RNA N6-methyladenosine methyltransferase complex; nucleus
Molecular function (GO): mRNA (2'-O-methyladenosine-N6-)-methyltransferase activity; mRNA m(6)A methyltransferase activity
Source: RefSeq, a predicted model, not a curated record